This is a messenger RNA of Acomys russatus (golden spiny mouse), 1453 nucleotides long. RefSeq names its product proline rich 5 (gene Prr5). Bases 189 to 1352 code for a protein of 387 amino acids. The transcript has 8 exons. Gene Ontology annotation, cellular component: TORC2 complex. Gene Ontology annotation, biological process: TORC2 signaling. The record is from RefSeq and is a predicted model, not a curated record. NCBI's taxonomy places the organism in Eukaryota, Metazoa, Chordata, Mammalia, Rodentia, Muridae.
CCUGCCUUUGCGCUUCGACCGCUCCACGCUGCUCCGCCGCGAGCAAUGGUUUACAGGGCAGGGUGCUGGGCGCGCGGCCCCGGGCAGAGGCGCAGUGCUGGGGCGGGACCCCACGGGGUCGCCGGACUUGCUGCUAGCAGCCGACUAUCGUCGUAGGGGACGCGGGGCGCGCGUGGGCCGGGUUGAGCAUGAGGACUCUCCGCAGGUUGAAGUUCAUGAGUUCGCCCAGCCUCAGUGACCUGGGCAAGAGGGAGCCGGGCGCGGCGGGCGCGGACGAGCGGGGCACACAGCAGCGCCGGGCCUGCGCCAACGCCACCUGGAACAGCAUCCAUAACGGCGUGAUCGCUGUCUUCCAGCGCAAAGGGCUGCCUGACCAGGAGCUCUUCAUCCUCAAUGAGGGUGUCCGGCAGCUGCUGAAGACAGAGCUUGGGUCCUUCUUCACUGAGUACCUGCAGAACCAGCUGCUCACGAAGGGCAUGGUCAUCCUUCGCGACAAGAUACGUUUCUACGAGGGACAGAAGCUGCUGGACUCUCUGGCGGAGACCUGGGAUUUCUUCUUCAGUGACGUGCUGCCCACACUGCAGGCCAUCUUCUACCCUGUGCAGGGCAAGGAGCCAUCGGUGCGCCAGCUCGCCCUGCUCCAUUUCCGGAACACCAUCACCCUCAGCGUGAAGCUGGAGGACGCUCUGGCCCGCUCCCACGCGCGCGUUCCCCCUGCCAUCGCACAGAUGCUGCUGGUCCUGCAGGGAGUACAUGAGUCCAGGGGUGUGACCGAAGACUACCUGCGCCUGGAGACACUGAUCCAGAAGGUGGUGUCGCCGUACCUGGGCACCUAUGGCCUCUACUCCAACGAAGGGCCCUGUACCCAUUCCUGCAUCCUUGAGAAACGGCUCCUACGCCGCUCCCGCUCAGGGGAUGUCCUAGCCAAGAACCCAGUGGUGCGCUCCAAAAGCUACAAUACACCCCUGCUCAAUCCUGUGGCUGAGCAUGAAGCAGAGAGCACUGCAGCCGGUGGCGCAAGCGUCCGCAGGCACUCCGUCUCUGAGAUGACGUCUUGUCCUGAGCCCCAGGGCUUUGUGGACACACCCGGCCAGGGCCCUUCUGGGACCUUCAGGUCUUCUCCAACGCCCCACUCAGGACCUUGCCCCAGCAGACUGUACCCCCCUGCCCAUUCCCCUGAGCAGGGCCCAGCCCAUGGCUCCCCUCCCACCUCCAGCCCGGAGACACUGGUGGACCAGAUCCUGGAGUCCGUGGACUCAGACUCCGAAGGGAUAUUCAUUGACUUUGGGAGGGGUAGUCGCUCUAGUAUGUCUGACUUUGAGGCAACCGGAGGGAGGCCAAGUGUCGUGUGAUGGAUAGCCUGAGGUCAGUUCGUGUUUUUACUGACCCGUGUGUGUGUGUGUGUGUGUGUGUGUGUGUGUGUGUGUGUGUGUGUGAGAGAGAGAGAGAGAGA